Messenger RNA from Danio aesculapii, 2798 nucleotides. RefSeq names its product sortilin. Gene Ontology annotation, molecular function: protein binding. Bases 80 to 2491 code for a protein of 803 amino acids. Gene Ontology annotation, cellular component: membrane; Golgi apparatus. The transcript has 21 exons. The record is from RefSeq and is a predicted model, not a curated record. Gene Ontology annotation, biological process: Golgi to endosome transport; vesicle organization; endocytosis. Lineage: Eukaryota; Metazoa; Chordata; Actinopteri; Cypriniformes; Danionidae.
UCUUCUGAGCGCUCAGUCCUCUCUCCGCGCGCAUCUUCUGAAGCAUCCAACAAACUAAACUCUUUCUGUCAUAACAGUCAUGAAGUGGACCCUGCUCGUGCUCGGCAGUGUGUGUUUACUGGAUCUGGUUGAGAACUCGUUCGUGCACGGCAAGCGCAACGCAAGAACAGUGACUUUCUCUCGGACUGGCCGCGGUCAGUCGAGACGCAGACGGGACUCCUGGACGACUGGACAAGUGCGGUUCACCGAGUGCAAGACUCCACUGUCGGCCAAAGACAGAGAGCUUCUGCUCAGCCACACACACGAGACUGGUUUUCAUGGGGAUGAUGGAUCCAGUUUUACCCUCACAUGGGCUGGAAAUGGAACUGGGAUAAUCUUCGUCCUUUCCACAAUCAGUGUUCCUUCUGAUUCAUUUUAUGAAGGUGGUUCAUCACGCCUUUAUAGGAGUCAAGACUAUGGGAAGUCUUUUCAUGAUGUCUCUCGUGCCAUCAACAACACAUUUUUAAAUAGCUACUUUGGGAUAAGUGCUGGACAUGGGAACCCUCAACCGGUCAUUUUAACAGCCAACCUGCCUUUUACUAAGGCCCCAGGAGGAAAGAUUUUUACGUCGAUGGAUGCAGGUCUGACGUUUAGAUCAGUGCAGCUUCAAUUCCACCCAGCACAGGCCAUUCAAUUCUCUUUACAAGACCCAAAAUACCUUGUGGUCAUCAGCAUAGAUGAUGGGCUAUGGCUCUCAGAAGACUUUGGGAACAAUUGGUCUAAAGUUCAUGAAGGAGUUCACACAUUCACAUGGGGUUCUGAGAACACUCUUUUCUUCAGUUCCAGCCCAAAUGGAACAGUGGAGGCAGCAAGACGAGGCGAGCUUAUUCUGAGACGGACAUGUGAUUUUGGCAAAACCUUUGACACCAUUGCCGAGAACAUCUUCUCGUUUGGUCACAUUGGUGGCUUCUUGUUUACUUCCGUCAUGGAAAAACUGGGCUCUCCUCGUGUCAUCUAUGUGUCCACAGAUCAGGGUGCCCAUUUCAAAAGAGCUCAGCUACCAUCAGCUACUACAGAGCAGUUCUACUCUGUUUUGGAUGGCGAUGAAGACAUGAUCUUCAUGCAUGUGGACAACCCUGGAGAAGACACAUAUUAUGGGACAGUCUAUGCCUCUGAUGAACAAGGAAUCCUGUACUCAAAGUCUCUGGAGCGCCACUUAUUUGGCGGGGAGGCGAAAAGUGACUUCACUAACAUCACGUCUUUGAGAGGGGUCUAUCUGACCAACAUACUGGAGGAAGAUGGAUGCAUUCGUUCAGUCAUCUCGUUCAACAGAGGGGGACGAUGGAGAUAUCUGAAAAAGCCAGAGAAUGUGGAUUGUCCAGAUAUGUCGAAAAAGUGUAACCUGCACAUCCAUGGAGAGCACAGUCAUUUUAGUGGAGUCACUCCCAUGACGCCUCGCUCUGAACCUACAGCCAUCGGUCUGGUCAUCGGCCAUGGCAGCGUUGGAGACUCCAUUUCAGCAGCCCGCCCUGAUGUAUAUGUGUCUAGGGAUGGAGGUUACACCUGGUGGGGGACUUUAAGAGGACCUCACCACUACAGCAUCCUGGACUCUGGAGGGCUGAUAGUGGCAGUGGAGGCGCGCAGAGACAGAGGGAUCAGCUCCAUAAAAUUUUCCACAGAUGAAGGGCAGUGUUGGAAGACAUUUAAUUUCACAGACCACCCGUUCUUUCUGGCAGGACUGGCAUCAGAGCCUAGCAGCAGGACAAUGAACAUCAGCAUUUUUGGCUACCGCCUAGAUGACAAUCAUCAGCCUAUGUGGGUAGCUGUCACCAUAGACUUUGAGCACCUGCUCACUAGAGAGUGUAAUGAUCAGGAUUAUCUAACGUGGUUGGCACACUCCGAUUACAACUCUGACCCGAAAACAGAUGGAUGUCUCUUGGGCUAUAAGGAGACAUUUAGGAGACUUAAGAAACUGUCUGCAUGUAGAAAUGGCAGAGGAUAUGUGGUCAGUCGACAGCCGUGUAUUUGCACCAGUGAGGACUACAUGUGCGACUAUGGAUUCUAUUGGCAUGAAAAUAGCUCAGCGUGUCUCCCUCAGCCCGACUUUCUAAAUCAAACCCAGGAUUUUUGUUUAAAUGUAGACCUGCAGACUACAGGAUAUCGCAGGAUCCCCGGAGAUAAAUGUAAGGGGAGUUUCAGCCCUCCAAGAAAUGAAGAGGCUUUCCAAAAGCUUUGUGGGAAUGUCAAUUCAUCUACUUCCUCAAGUUCACAAACUGAGAUACCACCAGCCAUACUGGCUCUUAUAGUGGUGUGUUCAUGUGCGGGCGUCAUUGGUUUGGUUACUAUAGCAGCUUUCAUGAUCACUUCAAGAAGAAUAAACUGUGGCCAAAGGUCGCCUGAAUAUAACUUUUCUGUUCUGCAAAUCCAAGAAGAUGACCUGUCUGUUAACAAUGAAAGCACCCCCAAUGGUUUCCAGGUCCAGGAGGACUCAGAUGAUGAUCUCCUUGAAUGAACAACAUUUAAACUGUGGAAACUACUCAGGCUUUGAAAACAUGUGUUUGCAGCCAGAUAUGCUUCAAAUAAAUUUCAAUCCCAGUCACUGUAACUGGAUGAUUAAACACCUGAAACUAACAGCGAACUGCAUUUAUCAACCUGAGGCUCUUGUUUUGUCCUAUCAAGUGUCUUAUACAAGGAUCUGAGGAUAAUGCAUGUAUCAUUGAAAGGGAAUUUACUUUCACCCUCUCUGUCUUUUGCACUGGAUUUCAAAUUCACUCAGGCUGCUGCUGGCAUUACUCUUGAGCUCUGGGACUAUGUAUCUA